Molecule: messenger RNA, 1785 nt
Organism: Eptesicus fuscus (big brown bat)
Lineage: Eukaryota; Metazoa; Chordata; Mammalia; Chiroptera; Vespertilionidae
Gene: FTSJ1
Product: FtsJ RNA 2'-O-methyltransferase 1
Exons: 13
Coding region: 283-1275 (330 amino acids)
Biological process (GO): tRNA methylation; cytoplasmic translation
Cellular component (GO): cytoplasm
Molecular function (GO): tRNA methyltransferase activity
Source: RefSeq, a predicted model, not a curated record
CGCAGUCCUCCCGUCCAGCUACGUCGACACACGGUGACGGGACACGCGCUGUAAGUUCGGGUCGGUCCGGACCUCGCGGGAGCCUCCGCAUUCCACGAUGACAGGAUCGCCCCGCUGCUGUAGCCCGCAGGCGUGCGCGAUCGGCAUUCAGAGCCACUAAGAACAGACACUGAACCCCAAAGAUUUCCCACCGGUUGGACUCGGGCUGCUGGCGAACGGGACUCUCGCGUCCCGCUCCUCCCCACUUGGAAAGCUACGGUCCCUGGGCAAACAGUGUGCGAGAUGGGACGGACGUCGAAGGACAAGCGGGAUGUCUACUACCGCCUGGCCAAGGAGAAUGGCUGGCGUGCCCGCAGCGCCUUCAAGCUGCUACAACUCAAUGAGGAAUUCCAACUCUUCCAAGGUGUGACACGGGCAGUUGACCUGUGUGCAGCCCCGGGCAGCUGGAGCCAGGUGCUGAGCCAGAAGAUUGGGAGUCCACAGGGGUCUGGCCAUGUGGUGGCUGUAGACCUUCAAGCUAUGGCUCCACUACCAGGUGUGUUACAGAUCCAGGGGGACAUCACCCAGCUGUCCACUGCCAAGGAGAUCAUCCGGCACUUUGAGGGCUGCCCAGCGGACCUAGUGGUGUGUGACGGGGCUCCCGAUGUAACUGGCCUCCAUGAUGUUGAUGAGUAUAUGCAGGCCCAGCUUCUCCUAGCCGCUCUGAACAUUGCUACACACGUCUUGAAGCCAGGGGGCUGCUUUGUAGCCAAGAUCUUCCGAGGCCGGGAUGUGACCCUGAUCUACAGCCAGCUGCGUGUCUUCUUUUCCAACGUGCUCUGUGCCAAGCCUAGGAGCAGCCGGAACUCCAGCAUCGAGGCCUUCGCUGUCUGUCAGGGUUAUGACCCCCCUGAGGGCUUCCUGCCAGACCUGACCAAACCCCUGCUGGACCACUCUUACGAUCCAGAUCUCAACCAAUUAGAUGGACCCACCCGCAUCAUUGUGCCAUUUGUAGCCUGCGGGGACCUGAGCUCCUAUGAUUCGGACCGCAGUUACCCACUGGCCCUGGAGGAUGGCUCAGAGUACAAGUACACGCCUCCCACGCAGCCCCCCAUCUCACCGCCAUACCAGGAAGCCUGCACGUUGAAGAAGAAGGGGCGGCUGGCCAAGGAGAUCCGCUCCCAGGACUGCCCCAUCAACACAGUGGACACAUUGGCCCAGCCCCUGGCUGCCCCACAGCGCCACACCCUGAAGGCCUCUGAGGUGGAAGACAGUGGAAUGAAUUGUUCACCUUAACACAUCAAGCUGGCAGUCUGCGACAACUUGGAAGCUGUUUGCUGUCAGGAGAGCCAGAACUUGUGUUAAUGAACUUGUUUUUCAAAUAUCUCGUCACUGGGCCCUGAACACAAGCUUCGAGUGGGAACCUGCAAUGACCACCAGGAACACAGCCAGGAAAGAAACACCAUGGAAUGUUCGUUUGAACUACACAACGGGUUCUUGACUGAGAUCUUGCCUCUUCUCUGAAUCUUCCCAGGGGUAUCCAUGAAUUUGAUGAAGGAAAAUAGUACAUCUUUAUUUUCACUAAUAUGACUAAAAUUUAGCUAUAGUCCCAAAUAUAAACUUCUAGCAGUAAAUCAUAAUUAUAAAAGCAGUGCCUGCAACUUUCCUGCCAAACCAAAUCAAAUCAGUUCAUUUUUAUAGUAGGGUUGUAUGGGCAUCAUGCAAUAUUGUUCACAUUCGUCACUAAUUGGAAUUAUGGAUAUCUUAUCAUUUGAUGUAUUAAUAAAAAUGCCAUCUAUUGUUACA